Messenger RNA from Rhinopithecus roxellana (golden snub-nosed monkey), 3818 nucleotides. RefSeq names its product alpha-tectorin-like. Gene Ontology annotation, biological process: cell-matrix adhesion. Lineage: Eukaryota; Metazoa; Chordata; Mammalia; Primates; Cercopithecidae. The record is from RefSeq and is a predicted model, not a curated record.
AUGCUGAGUCAGACUCUGGGUUUAUCUGAGGCAAUUUCUCUUUUAGAUGCACAAUCCCACACGUCUUGCUUUUCCUACUGGAGGCGAGAACAAAUUCAGAGAGGAGUCAGAGCUGGAGGGCCUGGCUGCAGAGCAGCUCUGAGCUGUCUGUGGGUGAACACCUUCCAGGCCGUCCUGGUGUCUGAUGGCUCCUACACGUUCACCCUCUUCAAUUAUUACGAGAUCAACUGGACCACAGGGACGGCUAGUGGCGGUGACCCCCUGACGGGUCUUGGUGGAGUGAUGGCACAGGCAGGAUUUAAUGGUGGAAACCUCACUAAUUUCUUCACUCCGGGGUCAAGAACGCCCGAGAUCGUGAAUAUCCAGGAGACCACAAACGUCAAUGUUCCAGGCCGCUGGGCAUUUAAAGUUGACGGAAAGGAAAUUGACCCAGCCAAUGGCUGCACCUCCAGGGGACAGUUCCUUCGGCGAGGGGAGGUGUUUUGGGACGACUUGAACUGCACCAUCAAGUGCCGCUGUCUGGAUUUCAACAAUGAGAUCUACUGCCAGGAAGCUUCUUGUAGCCCCUACGAGGUGUGCGAACCCAAAGGCAAAUUCUUCUACUGCAGCGCUGUGGAAACCAGCACGUGUGUGGUGUUUGGGGAGCCACACUACCACACUUUUGAUGGCUUCCUCUUCCACUUCCAAGGCUCCUGUGCCUACUUGCUGGCCCGACAGUGUUUGCAGACUUCCAGCCUCCCUUUCUUCAGUGUGGAGGCCAAGAAUGAACACCGCGGGGGUUCAGCCGUCUCCUGGGUGAAGGAGCUCUCAGUGGAGGUGAAUGGCUACAAGAUUCUCAUCCCCAAAGGAAGCUACGGAAAAGUCAAGGUUAAUGACCUAGUGACUUCUUUGCCCGUCACCUUAGACUUGGGGACAGUGAAAAUCUACCAGAGUGGCAUGUCUACUGCCGUGGAAACAGAUUUUGGGCUCUUAGUGACUUUUGAUGGCCAGCACUACGCCUCCAUUUCCAUCCCAGGCUCCUAUAUAAACUCCACCUGUGGACUCUGUGGAAACUAUAAUAAAAACCCACUGGAUGACUUCCUCCGCCCGGAUGGCAGGCCGGCCAUGUCUGUCCUGGAUCUGGGAGAGAGCUGGCGUGUGUACCACGCGGACUGGAAGUGCGACUCUGGCUGCGUGGACAACUGCACCCAAUGUGACGCUGCCACUGAAGUCCUCUACUUUGGCUCUGACUACUGCGGCUUCCUCAACAAGACAGAUGGGCCCCUGUGGGAGUGUGGCACUGUCGUGGACCCCACUGCUUUUGUGCAUAGCUGCGUGUAUGACCUGUGCAGUGUGAGGGACAAUGGCACGCUCCUCUGCCAAGCCAUCCAGGCCUACGCUCUUGUGUGCCAAGCCCUUGGCAUUCCAAUUGGAGACUGGCGAACCCAGACUGGGUGUGUGUCCACGGUGCAGUGCCCGAGCUUCAGCCACUACUCCGUGUGCACCAGCAGCUGCCCCGACACGUGCUCCGACCUGACGGCCUCGCAGAACUGCGCCACGCCCUGCACGGAGGGCUGCGAGUGCAACCAGGGCUUCGUCCUCAGCACCAGCCAGUGCGUCCCGCUACACAAGUGCGGCUGCGACUUCGAUGGCCACUACUACACCAUGGGGGAGUUCUUCUGGGCCACGGCCAACUGCACUGUGCAGUGCCUGUGCGAGGAGGGUGGGGACAUCUACUGCUUCAACAAGACCUGCAGCAGCGGGGAGGUGUGCGCCGUGGAGGACGGCUACCAGGGCUGCUUCCCUAAGCGGGAGACCGUGUGCCUGCUCAGCCAGAACGAGGUGCUGCACACCUUUGAUGGCGCCGCCUACACCUUCCCCUCCGAGUUCUCCUACACACUCCUGAAGACCUGCCCUGAGCGUCCAGAGUACUUGGAAAUCGACAUCAACAAGAAGAAGCCCGAUUCAGGACCUGCUUGGCUGCGGGGACUUCGGAUCCUGGUGGCCAACCAGGAGGUCAAGAUAGGAGGUAUUGGGGCUUCGGAAGUCAAGUUGAAUGGUCAGGAAGUGGAAUUGCCUUUCUUCCAUCCUUCUGGGAAGCUGGAAAUUUAUCGAAACAAAAACAGUACGACAGUGGAGUCCAGGGGUGUGGUGACUGUCCAGUACUCAGACGUAGGUCUGUUGUACAUCCGGCUGUCCACCACGUACUUCAACUGCACGGGGGGCUUGUGUGGCUUCUUCAACGCCAACGUCAGUGACGAGUUCUGUCUCCCCAAUGGCAAGUGCACGGACAACCUGGCCGUGUUCCUGGAAAGUUGGACAACUUUUGAGGAGAUCUGCAAUGGGGAGUGUGGGGACCUGCUGAAGGCCUGCAACAAUGACUCCGAGCUGCUCAAGUUUUAUCGAAGCCGCUCCAGGUGCGGCAUCAUCAACGACCCCUCCAACAGCUCCUUCCUGGAGUGCCAUGGGGUAGUGAACGUCACUGCCUACUACCGCACCUGCCUCUUCCGCCUGUGCCAGAGUGGGGGCAAUGAGUCAGAGCUCUGUGACUCUGUGGCCCGGUAUGCAAGCGCCUGCAAGAAUGCCGAUGUGGAGGUGGGGCCCUGGCGGACCUAUGACUUCUGCCCGCUGGAGUGCCCAGAGAACAGCCACUUUGAGGAGUGUAUAACAUGUACAGAGACCUGUGAGACCCUUGCCCUGGGCCCCAUCUGCGUGGAUAGUUGCUCUGAGGGAUGUCAGUGUGAUGAGGGUUAUGCUCUACUGGGCAGCCAGUGUGUCACGCGGAGUGAAUGUGGCUGCAACUUUGAGGGGCACCAACUUGCCACCAAUGAGACCUUCUGGGUGGACCUGGACUGCCAGAUCUUCUGCUAUUGCAAUGGCACAGACAACAGUGUCCACUGUGAGACCGUGCCCUGCAAGGAUGAUGAGUACUGCAUGGAGGAGGGCGGCCUGUACUACUGCCAAGCCCGCACCGACGCCUCCUGCAUCGUCUCAGGCUAUGGCCACUACCUCACCUUUGAUGGCUUCCCCUUUGACUUCCAGACCAGCUGCCCGCUCAUCCUGUGCACCACAGGAAGCAGGCCGAGCUCAGACUCUUUCCCCAAGUUUGUUGUCACAGCCAAGAAUGAGGACCGGGACCCGUCACUGGCCUUGUGGGUUAAGCAGGUGGACGUGACCGUGUUUGGCUACAGUAUCGUGAUCCACCGAGCCUACAAGCACACUGUGCUGGUCAACAGUGAACGGCUCUAUCUGCCCCUGAAGCUGGGGCAAGGAAAGAUAAAUAUCUUUUCCUUUGGCUUCCACGUGGUGGUGGAAACUGAUUUUGGCCUGAAGGUUGUAUAUGACUGGAAGACCUUCCUGUCCAUCACAGUCCCUCGGAGCAUGCAGAACAGCACCUAUGGUCUGUGCGGCCGCUACAACAGCAACCCUGAUGACGAUCUGGAGAUGCCCAUAGGUCUGCUCGCAUCCAGCGUCAAUGAGUUUGGGCAGAGCUGGGUGAAGAGGGACACCUUCUGCCAGGUGGGCUGUGGGGACCGCUGUCCGUCCUGUGCCAAGGUAGAAGGUUUCUCCAAAGUGCAGCAGCUGUGCAGCCUGAUCCCCAACCAGAAUGCUGGCUUCUCCAAGUGUCACAGCAAAGUUAACCCCACCUUCUUCUACAAGAACUGCCUGUUUGACUCUUGCAUCGAUGGGGGCGCGGUGCAGACCGCCUGCAGCUGGCUGCAGAACUAUGCCAGCACCUGCCAGACUCAGGGGAUCACAGUGACUGGCUGGAGGAACUACACAUCCUGCAGAAGAAACUGAAGCUCAGAGAAAUGAAGUCACUUUCCCGAGGAAGGUGG